This is a messenger RNA of Enterobius vermicularis (human pinworm), 2622 nucleotides long. NCBI's taxonomy places the organism in Eukaryota, Metazoa, Nematoda, Chromadorea, Rhabditida, Oxyuridae. The record is from the annotation of a GenBank genome assembly.
AUGCUGCAUUCUUCGGAAACAAAAUCGGAAGUUACGUCACCUAAAAGACUUUCUGGAUUCAUCUGCAAGUUAGAACAACGUGCUAUAGGAGGUUAUGCUAAGCGAAGGUACUGGUUCGCUCUGUCUGAUGAUUCCCCCUAUCUCUACUGGUAUAAAAACAAAGGUGAUAUAAAGUGUGCCGGUCGAGUUUCUUUGUCAGGCGCUGCGUUCACCUUUGAUCCUCGGCAAACGGGCCGAUUUGAAAUUCAUGUUAACGAUGAAAUUCACUUAUUGGAGACAGGAGAUAAUAAGUCUCGUUUGCAGUGGCUUCAACAGCUUCAGAGGAAUAGGAGACUGCAUUUUGAACGAGAAAAUGUUGAUGAUAUUUUAAAAGUGGAGAUAGUCUCGUUAUCUUCACGUUGUUCUUCGUUUAAUGAGCAAAGCAGCAGUCCACCGGAUGAAGAUGGACUACAGAGUGCUGAUAAAGCUGAGGACGUAGGUGUGUCAAAUAAUACUGAGGUGGCAGCUCCUGCGGCUGUAGAAGAAAAAUGUUUGGAGGAGGAGUUGUUGGAAGCCACGCAAUCAACGUUUUAUUUGAAUUCUGAUGGCGAACUAAACGCCCGAAGUCUUCAAAUGCCUUCCCCUAUUCCGCCGAGCACGGAGUUGUUGCGGAGCGCCGAGGAUUUGGUAAGCAAAAUAGAAUUCCAUGCAAAAACGAAAGUCGAACGGCCUGCGAAGCAUGUGAUUGAAAAAGCCAAAGCAUCUUUCAGGCUGCCGUCUUUUUCGGCUGGGUCAUCUGCGCGUGCAGCUUGUGAACAGUGUAAGAUUUUGCUAGGGAUUGUAAAUGAGUUGAAGGAUCGUUGUUACGAGCUAACCGAUGAAGUAGGUGCAAAUCAGGAUUUGGUCAGCGCCUUACGACAAGCUCUUAUAAAAGCUAACCGCCAGAUCGAAACAUUGAAAAGUCUGGCUUCAAGUAGGACCGUUGAUGAUAGAGUUGAUUUCAUUUUAAAUCGGGAAAGUGAGAUUGCGACGUUACAAAUGAACGAGGCUAAGAAUCUGGGAGAGAUCCAAGAAUUGGAGCAAAGGAACUCAGAGCUGAAUUCUGUAGUUGAAGCUUUCCGGGAUUCGGUCCGUACCAAAGAAGAACUAAUAAUUAAGUUAUAUGGAGAACAGGAGGGUAUGGCUAGUGCUGGGAAGCCAGUGUCGAUCGUGGAUGAUAUCGAAGUUCCCGAAGGUAUAUUAGUUGAUUUUGGGAAUAAUUCUACCGAUGAAGAUGCGCAGAAAGUGUUUGACGAGGCAGUUGUGAAUGACGUAACUGAAAUGAGGGACCUUGUUGACGGUUAUCGAAGCCAGAAUAUGUUCUUGAAUCAGGAAGUUUUAGAGUUGCAAAAAAUCGUUCGGUCUUUGGAGGAACGUGAACGUCGUCUUAUUAGGCAGAAUUUCGAUAUUGGAGCUUGCUACUAUCAGUUAAAAAGUCGUUAUAUUAUGGUACUCAAUCAUUUCAAGGGUGAAAAUCAGCCAAAUAGCAAAGUACUUGAGCCCAGCGUUAUAGAAGAGCUGAUUGAAGAAACUAAUUGGAUGCAAAAUCGUCGGACUUGGAACAGUGAUAAACCGGAAACUAGUUUGACUAACUCCCUGGGUUUUUAUUUAAAUUCUGAUGCUAAGCAUCAUCGCUUACAAUCGGUGGAUAUGCUUGAUGUUGCAGCUGAGUUAAAGAAUAAAAGUGAGGAAAUUGUUGGCAGACAGGAAUUGGAGCAAAGCCCACAAUACAUUGGCUGGUUGCAACGGUGGGACAGUUUUUUAGUAAAUUAUGUUACAAGGCCGCUGAAGCCAAGUGCUGAUCUAAAAGAGCUAAUCAGAACUGGAGUUCCACAGACCUACAGGAGGAGAGUUUGGAAAAGUCUAGUCACCCAUCUUGUUGCUGAUCAACAGGCGGAUCUUGGUAACGGGUAUUACCAAAGCUUACUCCGUAAAUACAAGACGCAGAGCCAGAGUGGAACUCAUGAUAAAAUAAUAAACCAAAUUGAUUUGGACCUUGUUCGGACGCUUCCCGACAACAAGUAUUUUGACGACCCAAACUCGCCAAAAAUUACUUCGUUGAGGAAAGGUAUGAACCGGUUAGCAGCCAUUGCACUUCUUUUUCUAGAUGAAUCAGACGCAUUUUGGUUUUUAGUCGCAUGCGUGGAGCACCUUCAGCCAAGUGAGUAUUACACGCCAACACUUGUUGGUGCAGUGGCAGAUCAGAAGGUUUUGAGAGAUCUUGUUGGUGAGAAGUUGCCAAGACUGUCGCAACAUUUGAAGAGAUUAGAUGUUGACCUUCCAGCAUUCACACUUAGCUGGUUCCUUACCUGUUUCGUUGAUACUUUCCCUCACAGCAUUUAUUUGCGAAUUUUCGAUGUGUUUCUUUAUGAGGGGAAUAAGGUUUUGUUUCGUUUCGCACUUGCUCUACUAAAGUUGGCAGAGGCAUCUGUUUUAGAAUGUAAAACUGUUGGAGGCGUUCAGAACAUUCUGAGUAAAGUGUCCCAGAAUGUUUCCGAUUACAAAAUUUUAGCACAUGUUGCUUUUGCGGAGUUAAAUCCCUUUCCAAUGAAGGGGAUUGAUACUAAGCGGCAGUUUUAUCGCGCACAGCUCAGGGCGCCUUAG